Messenger RNA from Hibiscus syriacus, 1935 nucleotides. RefSeq lists its product as uncharacterized. The coding region runs from base 296 to 1771 and encodes 491 amino acids. The transcript has 7 exons. The record is from RefSeq and is a predicted model, not a curated record. NCBI's taxonomy places the organism in Eukaryota, Viridiplantae, Streptophyta, Magnoliopsida, Malvales, Malvaceae. Gene Ontology annotation, molecular function: protein binding.
CUUGUCUCUUUUCCUUUUCUCUUCGUCUACCACACCACACUACUCUUCUCUCUCACCCUCUCAAAAAAAACACCAAGAAAAAGAACCAUCUUUUUCUAUUUUCAUUAAAGAAAAGAGAGAAAAGAACCCCCAUGAAAAGCACACUGUUUUACUGUUGAUUCACUUUUCCUGAAAAUACCCAGAUUCCAAACAGGGUUUUGCGUUUCUUCUCAGUGUGUAAAGCUUGAAUAUCUUUUCAUAUCUAAGAGCUCUUUGCUGCUGGGUCUUUUUUUUUUGUGCUUGAGUGAAAGUGGCAAUGGGUAAGAAUGUGCUGAUUUUGGGUAUUGCAUUUUUUCUGAUUCUUCUUUUUGGAGAUGUCACUUCAGCUCCUACUACUUCUUCACCUGCAAAGAUCGUUAGUGGGUUCUUCUCUAAUGCUUUGUCUCCUUCUAUGAAAUGGUUAUGGUCACUCAAAGCUACCACUAAAACAGCAAUUACUGGCCGUCCGAUGAUGAAGUUUGAGGGUGGAUACACUGUGGAGACUGUGUUUGAUGGAAGUAAGCUUGGAAUUGAGCCUCACACCGUUGAGAUUUUGCCCAGUGGGGAGCUGCUGAUUCUGGACUCUGCUAACAGCAACCUUUAUCGGAUGUCUAGUUCUUUAUCUCUGUAUAGUAGACCGAGGCUGGUUGCUGGAUCCCCUGAAGGAUAUCCUGGACAUGUAGAUGGCAAGCUGAGAGAGGCAAGGAUGAACCAUCCGAAAGGACUAGCAGUAGAUGACAGAGGGAACAUUUACAUUGCAGACACUAUGAAUAUGGCAAUCAGGAAGAUAAGUGAUUCAGGUAUUACAACAAUUGCUGGUGGGAAAUUGAGCCGGGGAGGGGGACAUGUAGAUGGACCAAGUGAAGAUGCAAAGUUCUCUAAUGAUUUUGAUGUAGUCUAUGUGGGAAGCAGUUGUUCUCUUCUUGUGAUAGAUAGAGGAAACCAAGCGAUUAGAGAGAUUCAACUACAUUUUGAUGACUGUGCCUAUCAGUAUGGAAGUGGUUUUCCUCUUGGAAUUGCUGUUCUCGCUGCUGCUGGCUUCUUCGGUUACAUGCUAGCUUUGCUGCAACGUAGAGCGGGCACGAUUGUAUCAACCCAGAAUGACCAGGAAUCAGUUAAAGUAGAUGCUGCUGUAUCGAGUCCAUAUCAGCAACCCCUGAAACCGGUCAGGCCACCUUUAAUUCCAACUGAGGAUGACCAAGAGAAGCAAGAAGAAGGCUUCUUUGGAUCCAUGGGGAAGCUUUUUGUCAAUGGUGGUGUCUCUGCUUUGGAAAUUUUGAAAGGCGUUUUCCCCGGUUUUAGAAAGGAGUCGGUAAGCUAUCAAUAUCAGAUCCAACACCAGCAACAACUGAAGCAAACAAUGCCUUGGCCUGCACAAGAGAGCUUCGUGAUACCCGAUGAAGAUGAGCCCCCAUCAAUCGAUACCCGAGCCACCACUCCACGUAAAACAUAUCCUUUCAUGUCUAAAGACGCAGACAAAAUCCAUCAGUUGCGCCAAAGCCGGGCCUUCUACAAUGGAUGGGAUGUUGAUACGCAACAGCAGCAUCAGAAACCGCAGCAUCAUCACCAUCGCCAUCAGUCAUCCGCCCCGCUUACUUAUUAUCAGCAAAGUGAUGAGAAAACGAACGAGAUUAUUUUCGGGGCAGUUCAAGAUAAAUACGGGAAGCAACAAGCAGUGGUUGCAAGGCCGAUCGAUUGCGAUCAUCACAAUUUCCGGUUCCGGUCAAAUUUGGGUUACAAUUAUGGCCAUUAAUUUAUGGCUAUCAAAUUCCGGUUACAAUCAUGUUGGUCCAUAAAAAAACUUAGGAUAUAAUACCAGUUGAGAUUUGUAUCUGGUGAUUUGGAGCAGCUUAGUGUUGGCCUAAAAUUUGUAAGGCUACUGCAAUUAUAAUUUCAUUAAACUUUCUUUUUCUCUCA